UCAAUAAUGGUCUUGAAACUCACUACUUGUUCUCUUGUGGGAGGCCAAGAUGAUGUUGAAUGAGAGAUAAAAGAUGUAUGUCCUGUGUUUUGCAAGCAUCUUGGUAUAACCUGUCAGAUCUUUUGAAGAGUGCCAGCCUCCCACGCCGCAAUCUCUCUCGGGCUGCCUUGGCGGCCCUCCUCUUUGUGUCGUGGUCCUUGGGUCGGCUGAGUCUCUUCCGUUUGCCAAGACGUCCUGCCAUCAUGAGACCUCGUAUUUUCUCUUCUGUUUCGGGUUUGGGUGAGCGGUGGGAAUUGUUUGGAGUUGGAAAGCUAUCUCAGCUCUUGAGAUGAGGCUCUUUUAUAUGUUCCUCUGAAGUGGCUAUUGCAAUUUUGUUGCCAUAAUUAGUGCUCGGCGCUUCAAUCAUGAUUUGAGGCACUGGCGUGGGCCACGACCAUAUGUUUGAAGUCUGUGGCCUUUGACACAGUCAUAAGAUUUGGAGUCCAUGCAGUCCAUUUAAAUGGUCCUGCACUGCUCAUCCUCUCUGCUUCCAUCCUGUUUUCCCCUGUGCUCUGCCUUUUGCACUAUGGAUGUUGUGACACUAUAUGCUGCUGUUGCCGCCAGUCUUGUGGUCUGCCUUUCUCUGCAUCACUGGAUCCUUCAUUUCCUUUCCUUGAUACUCAGUGAGUGAGUGAUGCAGGCCUGUUUCCAGUGGAGGCUCCAACCAUAUCUUAUAUGUUGUCAGCAGUUCUUUGGACCCAUCACCUACACCAAAAUGAUAUGGUGGCUUGUGCAUUGGGCUGGUAUGUUCACCUGUAAUUUUAUCAGCAUUCAAGAUCAUUAUAAAGCAAGCUCAAGGACAGGAACUCUUACCUUACUUCAUGUUGUU
Messenger RNA from Coccidioides immitis RS, 868 nucleotides. RefSeq lists its product as uncharacterized. The transcript is spliced from 3 exons. Lineage: Eukaryota; Fungi; Ascomycota; Eurotiomycetes; Onygenales; Onygenaceae. The record is from RefSeq and is a predicted model, not a curated record. The coding region runs from base 60 to 332 and encodes 90 amino acids.